This is a messenger RNA of Hordeum vulgare subsp. vulgare (domesticated barley), 947 nucleotides long. Its product is annotated as zinc finger protein 36-like. Gene Ontology annotation, molecular function: DNA-binding transcription factor activity. The transcript has a single exon. NCBI's taxonomy places the organism in Eukaryota, Viridiplantae, Streptophyta, Magnoliopsida, Poales, Poaceae. The record is from RefSeq and is a predicted model, not a curated record. The coding region runs from base 168 to 764 and encodes 198 amino acids.
UAUAUGACCUUCUUAGAUCCUUCGAAUAUACACAUAUAGAACUAACACUUGCACGCCCCCCAGGAGCAUAUAUAUAUAAACACGCAGAGCUCCAUCAGGACUCACAGUAAACCAGAUUCCUAAUCCACUACGUACAUCAAGCAGCUAACGUUAGCCUCAGCUCUGGUAUGCCAAUGAUGAACAUGACGCACGACGACUACGUCCACCUCUGCCUCAUGGCGCUCGCCUCCGUGGCGGCCGGCGGCGACCAAGCAGAACCAGCGAAGGGGCAAUGGCUACAAGCCAUGCCGGCGGCGCCAGCAGCAUGCGAGCUCAGGUUCCGGUGCUCCGUCUGCGGCAAGGCGUUCCCGUCCCACCAGGCGCUCGGCGGGCACAAGGCCAGCCACCGGAAGCGGGCGGUGCUCGUGCUGCCGCUGCAAAGCGUGUCGCCGGCCGAGGAAACGGUGGCAUCGUCGUCCACGUCCUCUGGCGUCGGCAGGCACAGGUGCUCCGUGUGCCACCGGAGUUUCCCGACAGGGCAGGCGCUCGGCGGGCACAAGCGGUGCCAUUACUGGGACGGGCUGUCGGUGUCGCUCUCGGCGUCGGCAUCGGGUUCAGCGUCGUCCGUGAGGGGUUUCGACCUCAACCUGACGCCGGUGCCGGAGAAGGCCGCCGCCGGCAUGCGAAUAUGGGGAGAGGACGAGGAGGUGCAGAGCCCCUUGCCCUUCAAGAAGCGGCGGCUGUCAAGUCCUUCCUCGGACCGUAAUUUAAUACUCCUUGAUUGAUUGAUUAAGUGUGCUAGAGCUGUCGGUCCCGCCGUUCAAUCAUUGUUUAUUUCCACUUUUGUUUUUGAGCCUGUUGUUUAUUUCCACUUGAGAGCUCCGUUUCUGAUUACCUCUUGAUUUGUACAGUACAUCCUGAAUCAUUUGUGACUUUUGGUCAGCUGUUGACACAUUCGAUGCAAUAAA